Molecule: messenger RNA, 927 nt
Organism: Scomber japonicus (chub mackerel)
Lineage: Eukaryota; Metazoa; Chordata; Actinopteri; Scombriformes; Scombridae
Product: 5-hydroxytryptamine receptor 3A-like
Exons: 7
Coding region: 1-927 (308 amino acids)
Biological process (GO): chemical synaptic transmission; monoatomic ion transmembrane transport; regulation of membrane potential
Cellular component (GO): membrane; neuron projection; synapse
Molecular function (GO): transmembrane signaling receptor activity; neurotransmitter receptor activity; extracellular ligand-gated monoatomic ion channel activity
Source: RefSeq, a predicted model, not a curated record
AUGUUGCGGCCUGUUAAAAACUACGAGACGACUACAAAUGUAUCACUGGAAAUGAUCAUCUUUGCCAUCCUAGAUAUGCACUGGACUAAUGAACACAUUACGUGGCAGCCAGAUGACUUUUGUGGAAUGAAGACUAUUUUGGUUCCUGCUGAUAUUUUGUGGAAGCCAGAUCUCAUCAUUCCAGAGAUGACAGAGACAUACAAGGACUCUCAAAGUCCUUAUCUCAAGCUUUUCUAUGGUGGUUAUGUUCAAUGUUGGAAACCUCAGGUGCUAGUCACCGCCUGCAAGAUGCAAGUCCACAAAUUCCCCUUCGACAUGCAGACCUGUAACAUUUCGUUCAGGUCUAUCACUCACACUGAUGAGGAACUGAACCUUAAAGCCAUCUUUAACUCUACAGAGGCCACAAAGUGGUCUCAUGAUUAUAUGGACACCCAAUAUGAGUGGCUUUUUAUCAACAUAACAACCACCGAGAGAAUUUUCGACUACUUUGACAUCAACCAAAGCAUGAUCGUUUACACCAUCACAAUGAAGAGGCGAUCAGUCCUCUACUCAUUCAACUUCUUGCUGCCUAUCCUGUUCUUCUUGUGUCUGGACUUUGCCUCCUUCCUGAUCUCAGACAAUGGGGGUGAGAAGCUGAGCUUCAAGAUCACUGUGCUGCUCGCUGUCACUGUGUUGCAGAUUAUUCUCAAUGAAAUCCUGCCUUCGUCAUCAGAUAGGGCCCCACUUAUAGUGGUCUACUGCGUUGGAGUUUUUGGUUUUAUGCUGCUCAGCCUCCUGGAGACCAUUGUUGUGAUGUAUCUGAUGGAGAAAGACUCUGAAUCCCGAGACAACGAGGCAGACAGAGACCGAAGCCUGAAUGAGGACAGUGGGAACAAGCAUGGCGAAGCGAAAUUCAACUGUAAUGGAGCUUUUGAGACAUCUGUCUGA